Dipodomys ordii (Ord's kangaroo rat) is the source of this 3563-nucleotide messenger RNA. It is a transcript of the gene Pi4kb, whose product is annotated as phosphatidylinositol 4-kinase, catalytic, beta. Gene Ontology annotation, cellular component: membrane; cytoplasm. The record is from RefSeq and is a predicted model, not a curated record. The transcript has 11 exons. Gene Ontology annotation, biological process: phosphatidylinositol-mediated signaling; phosphatidylinositol phosphate biosynthetic process. NCBI's taxonomy places the organism in Eukaryota, Metazoa, Chordata, Mammalia, Rodentia, Heteromyidae. Bases 456 to 2861 code for a protein of 801 amino acids. Gene Ontology annotation, molecular function: 1-phosphatidylinositol 4-kinase activity.
CCCCGCCCCCUUUUCUAUUUUUGAACAGGCACAUUCUGGGCAGCUCAUUUGACUCAGAUUACUAUAGGAUCUGUGGGGGUCCUGAGCGUCGGGGAAGUAAGAAAGCAAAUCCCGGGAAGAAAGGCUUGAGUUCAGGAAAACCUUACAUCAAGACCUGCUGGAGAAGUAUUAUUGUGAUUAUUAUUAUUAUCAGUAUAUAUUCUUUUGGUCCUGACUGUGGAGCAGGGUUCAACUUCAGGCAGCAUCAAGGCCCCUUCAGGCAGCGCCGUGGGCAGCCCCGCAGCCGGGGCCUGGUGCAGCCGCCGCGGCCGCUGUCAGGGAAGCGCAGGCGGCCAAUGGAACCCGGGAGCGGCCGCUGCUGCUGAGGCGGCGGUGUCGGCAGCCCGACCCCGACCGCCUGCACCCCCUCCGCAGGGGUCCCCAGGAGCUUGGAAGCUCGAAGUCUGGCUGUCGCCAUGGGAGACAUGGUAGUGGAGCCUGCCCCCCUGAAGCCAACUUCUGAGCCUACUUCUAGCCCACCAGGGAAUAAUGGGGGCUCCUUGCUAAGCGUCAUCACGGAGGGGGUCGGGGAACUAUCAGUGAUUGACCCUGAGGUGGCCCAGAAGGCCUGCCAAGAGGUGCUGGAAAAAGUCAAGCUUUUGCACGGAGGUGUGGCCAUCUCCAGCAGAGGCACCCCACUGGAGUUGGUCAAUGGAGAUGGUGUGGACAGUGAGAUCCGUUGCCUGGAUGACCCACCUGCCCAGAUCAGGGAAGAGGAAGAUGAGAUGGAAGCUGCUGUGGCCUCGGGAACAGCCAAAGGAGCAAGAAGGCGUCGGCAGAACAACUCAGCCAAACAGUCUUGGCUGCUGAGGCUGUUUGAGUCAAAACUGUUUGACAUCUCUAUGGCCAUUUCAUACUUGUAUAACUCCAAGGAGCCUGGAGUGCAAGCCUACAUUGGCAACCGGCUUUUUUGCUUUCGCAAUGAAGAUGUGGACUUCUAUCUGCCCCAGCUGCUUAACAUGUACAUCCACAUGGAUGAGGAUGUGGGUGAUGCCAUUAAGCCCUACAUUGUCCACCGUUGUCGCCAGAGCAUUAACUUUUCCCUCCAGUGUGCCCUAUUGCUUGGGGCCUACUCUUCAGACAUGCACAUUUCCACUCAACGACACUCCCGUGGGACCAAGUUACGGAAGCUGAUCCUCUCAGAUGAGCUGAAGCCAGCUCACCGAAAGAGGGAGCUGCCCUCCUUGAGCCCAGCUCCCGAUACAGGGCUGUCUCCCUCCAAAAGGACUCACCAGCGGUCUAAGUCAGAUGCCACUGCCAGCAUAAGUCUCAGCAGCAACCUGAAACGAACAGCCAGCAACCCUAAGGUGGAGAAUGAGGAUGAGCCUGUCCGACUGGCUCCUGAGCGAGAAUUCAUCAAGUCCCUAAUGGCAAUUGGCAAACGGCUGGCCACUCUCCCCACCAAAGAGCAGAAAACCCAGCGGCUGAUCUCAGAGCUCUCCCUGCUCAACCAUAAGCUCCCUGCCCGAGUCUGGCUACCCACCGCUGGAUUUGACCACCACGUGGUCCGCGUGCCCCACACACAGGCUGUUGUCCUCAAUUCCAAGGACAAGGCUCCCUACCUGAUCUAUGUGGAAGUCCUUGAAUGUGAAAACUUCGACACUACCAGUGUCCCUGCCCGGAUCCCCGAGAACCGAAUUCGGAGCACACGAUCUGUAGAGAAUCUGCCUGAAUGUGGUAUCACCCAUGAGCAGCGGGCUGGCAGCUUCAGCACCGUGCCCAACUAUGACAAUGACGACGAAGCCUGGUCAGUGGAUGACAUAGGCGAGCUACAAGUCGAGCUCCCUGAAGUGCACACCAACAGCUGUGACAACAUCUCCCAGUUCUCCGUGGACAGCAUCACCAGCCAGGAGAGCAAGGAGCCUGUGUUCAUUGCAGCAGGGGAUAUCCGACGGCGCCUUUCAGAACAGCUAGCUCAUACCCCCACAGCCUUCAAACGAGACCCAGAAGACCCUUCUGCCGUUGCCCUCAAAGAGCCUUGGCAGGAAAAAGUACGGCGGAUCAGAGAAGGCUCCCCCUAUGGCCAUCUCCCCAAUUGGCGGCUCCUGUCAGUCAUUGUCAAGUGUGGGGAUGACCUUCGGCAGGAACUGCUGGCCUUCCAGGUGUUGAAGCAACUGCAGUCCAUUUGGGAACAGGAGCGAGUGCCCCUUUGGAUCAAGCCAUACAAGAUUCUUGUGAUUUCGGCCGACAGUGGCAUGAUUGAACCAGUGGUCAAUGCUGUUUCCAUCCACCAAGUGAAAAAACAGUCCCAGCUCUCCUUGCUUGAUUACUUCCUACAAGAGCAUGGCAGUUACACCACUGAGGCGUUCCUCAGUGCCCAGCGCAAUUUUGUGCAAAGUUGUGCUGGCUACUGCUUGGUCUGCUACCUGCUGCAAGUCAAAGACAGGCACAAUGGGAACAUCCUUCUUGAUGCAGAAGGCCAUAUCAUCCACAUCGACUUUGGCUUCAUCCUGUCCAGCUCACCCCGAAACCUGGGCUUUGAAACAUCAGCCUUUAAGCUGACCACAGAGUUUGUGGAUGUAAUGGGUGGCCUGAAUGGUGACAUGUUCAACUACUACAAGAUGCUCAUGCUGCAAGGGCUGAUCGCCGCUCGCAAACACAUGGAUAAGGUGGUGCAGAUCGUGGAGAUCAUGCAACAAGGCUCUCAGCUGCCUUGCUUCCACGGCUCCAGCACCAUUCGCAACCUUAAAGAGAGAUUCCACAUGAGCAUGACUGAGGAGCAGCUCCAGCUGUUGGUAGAGCAGAUGGUGGAUGGCAGUAUGCGGUCUAUCACCACCAAACUCUAUGAUGGCUUCCAGUACCUCACCAACGGCAUCAUGUGACACUCUCCUUCUCAGGCCCAGCAGUAGUGGGGGGCAUCUAUGGCACCCUCCCCGGGAGGGCCCUUGUCGAAGAAACCCCAAACCAUGAAAUCCCACCUACCCAACCAUCCACCCAAGGGAAAUAGAAGGCAAGAAAUACAAAGGAUCAUGUGGUAACCGUGAGAGCUUGCCAAGGGGUGGGAGAGCCAGCUAAGGGGUCCAGACCUGCCGGGGUUCCUAUGCCCUGCGGUGUCAGUACUACCACCUGACAAGACUCCAGGAUCACUGCCCUCCAGAGAACAGAGGACGAAUGAGGGGCACCAGGGCCUUUCUUCUCACCAGGAUAGGAUCUGAGGCUCUUUUCCACAGGCCAUCUUUAAUCUUUUCUGGGCCCCAGCAAAGGGAGAAGAGUGGGUUCUUGGUACUUAGGAUUUGAUCCUAUAGUUGGCCUUUGGCCAUGCUGCUGCCCAACUCUCCUCUGCCAGGGACUGACCCCCAGCCAGAGUUCCCCUUGGUAGGUGGGCUCUGACAUAGGUUCCUGAAGUUGCUGAGCUUCCCUGUCAUGGCGGUGAGGAAGGGAAUUACCACAAUCCCUCCAGCAUAUUGAGGGUACUGGCCUAGCCAUGAGGAAUUCCUUCCCCUCAUACCUUCCUUACACCCAGGGAAAUGGCUCUCGAUUUUUUAUUUUUAAUUUUUGUCUGAAAUAAAGUCCUUAGUUAGCCA